Messenger RNA from Chiloscyllium plagiosum (whitespotted bambooshark), 2299 nucleotides. The record is from RefSeq and is a predicted model, not a curated record. NCBI's taxonomy places the organism in Eukaryota, Metazoa, Chordata, Chondrichthyes, Orectolobiformes, Hemiscylliidae.
AGUACUUUGAGUUGCGGAGCUGAAGUCUGCCCUAAAAUCAGCCAUGAACUGGUAGAACAGGCUAGCAGGGCUGAAUGGCCUCUAAUUCAAUCAGUCCCUUUCUAUACAGCAGGAGUAUGCCUGUCCUAUCCUGCCCCGCCGAGGGAGGUGUGCAAUGCUGGCUUUGGGUCACCCACAAAGCUUCCUAUUUUAACACCCAGAAAGUGACUGAACAGGCAGGCAGUGGAUGCUCUUGGGCGAGGAGUAGCACCGAAGGGCUGAAUGGCCUCCCGUCAUAAGACGGAAUGGUCGAAUCCCCGAGUCACAUGCGAUACCCGGGAACCAAUGGCUGAGCAGCCGUCUUCCCCUUGCGACUUGCUUCCGCAUUCGUGAACGUGACGGAGGGGUGGGAAUCCCCUUCAUUGUUCCGAUAUAUCGCUGCUGCGUCACACAGGGGCUGUAAUACAACGCAUUCUAGGGGGAACCCUACCACCCUUACCCCCUCCUAUCACUCCAUUCAGCUCCCGGGGGCUGGGCCAGUCUGUCUUCCUGUUGCAGUGUUCCCCUCCGGCUCUUCCAUCAAAAGGUGCAGGCAUGGACCCAGACGUCUCUCUCAUGGCCCACUGCCCGCCCACAGGGGGGCUGACUCAAGAGCAGGUCCAGGUGGAGAUUUCGGCUGAGUAUAACCGCCAGGUCCUCCACAGCCACGAGCAGAAGAUCGCUGCCAUCUGGCAGCAGAGGAAGCAGGAGAAGCCGUGGCUGUUCAACGGAGCCAAGUUCCGCAUUCACUCGGCCCAGCUGGAGGGCGGGGAACUGCUGCUGCUGAGACUGGGCCUGACCUGCUACAAGGACUACCUGGGCACAAACUGGGCGCCCGAGGCCCGGCUCCUGCAGGAGCGGGGCGUGGCAGACUUUGGCGACAGCCAGGCCUACCUGGCAGAGCCGCUGGGGGUCGGCGCCAUGCUUCACACGGCCGACGACUGCUUUGUGUUCCUGAGGAGGAGCGAGCGGGUUGCUGAGGCAGCAGCGCAGGUGGACAUUCCGGGAGGACACGCAGAACCCAAGGCAGCCGUGAAAGGAAUUCCGGAAGAUUCCAUUCAGGUGCAACACUUGUCGGGGGAGCUGGUGGUUCAGGAAAUAUUUUCCUCCAUUCUGGGCGAGAUCCGAGAUGAGGUCAAUGUUCCUCUGGAAAGUUUAAGCAGACCUUUGCUGCUGGGAAUUGCAAGGAAUCACAGAAGCGCAGGACGGCCCAGUGCGGAGUUUUAUGUCCGGUGUAAGCUGACGUCGGAGGAGGUGAGGCAGCGCUAUCUCAUCGGAGGAGUUGAGGCCCAUGAAUCGACCAGCAUCAGCUUUGUCAAGCGUGAGGACGUCCUGAAACUGGAGGAAGAUGCGGAAAGCUGGCAAGAGCUGUGCCCGUCAGCCAAGGGCGCCGUCAAGCUCUACACACUCGUGCGCCCCUCCUGGGCAUCUUGAACCCUCUCCGAGCAGAACUGGAACUGUGACACUGGACCUUCAAUACUGAGUUGGGAAACGGCAUGCUCUAGGAAAGCACAAAGUACAAUGGACAUGUUUCUGGGCAUCGGAAUCUGUCGGUUUGUCUCUCUCUGUCUCUGUGUGGUGGGGGGGGGGGUUGGUGAACGCGGUAUACAUUGUCUCCAGGAUCUGUGCUGCUCGAGCCAGCUGAGUGGUAAGGAGGCCAUUCAGUCCGUUGUGCCUGUAUCGGGGAAGAGAUGGGCAGGGUAGCAUCGGGAGUUGGCUCACGGACAGAGCCAGCGCAGUAACGACAGAGGGGCCGAAUGGCCACUUCCUGUGAUGGAGCCAUUCUCUGAUUGUGACAGAGUGAAGGGGUAACAAUAACCGAGGGUGGCCAGUACAUCGGGUUAGAGCUGUGGAAACUCAACAUCAAUUAAAGAAUCUGCAUUCACAUAGCACCGUGCCUGACCUCAUUGCAUCCCGAUGGUGUGCUUCAUCAAGUGGAAACUGUGUCCCUAACCCCAGCCCCCUCACGCACUCUUCGCUCUCAUUAGUUUCUGUCAGUCAUGAUCUACCCUCAUUUCUCAGUGGGCUAAAGGGUCCUGAGCUCAACUGCUGGCCCCACAAGGCAGGAGGGUAAUUGCUGAGGAAUUGGCGGGGGAGAGGGAAGGGAGUUGGCAGCCCAUGGCUGCCCCUACUGUGGCUCAAGGAGGCAGCUCAUUGCACCCCUCCUCCCCCCUUUAACCAGGGGCUAUUAAGGAGGGGCAAUGUAUUUAUGUAAGGGGUUUAAUGGGAAAGAAAUAUUCCGCAAAGCACGUGGAGGGCAAAUUGGAGUUUGCUGGAGUCU